Messenger RNA from Gallus gallus (chicken), 663 nucleotides. It is a transcript of the gene PGR2/3, whose product is annotated as tandem PRG2/PRG3 gene pair. The transcript is spliced from 6 exons. The coding region runs from base 115 to 573 and encodes 152 amino acids. The record is from RefSeq and is marked validated. Lineage: Eukaryota; Metazoa; Chordata; Aves; Galliformes; Phasianidae. Gene Ontology annotation, biological process: immune response.
AACCCCAAGGUGAGGAGCGGGGACAGGAACGGGGACGGCAGGGAGGACACAGCCCUGUGCUGCUGGGUUGGGGCUGGGAACAGGGGAAAGACAGCCCUGAAUCUGCUCCCCACCAUGCAGCCUCGCCUGCUCCUUGUCCUGACCUUGCUGGGCAUGGUCUCUGCCCUCUGCCCUGGCCCCUGGCACGCCAUGGAGGUACCUGAAUGCAGAGAGGGCAGCGGGAGGUGCUUCGCGGUGGUGAAGGCACGGCGCACCUACAGGGCUGCUCAGUGCUACUGCCGGAAAGUAUACAAGGGACAGCUGGCCUCGGUGCACAGCACAGCCACUAACGAACAGCUGAGGAAGCUGGCAGCCACCUACACCUACUGCAGCCUCUGGAUCGGGGCUGUCACCACCUGCAAGGGUGGGUCGUGGAAGACAUCCUGGCAGGACCUGAGCUCCUGGAACUAUGCAAACUGGGCCAUCGGGCAGCCCUGCAGACGGUUCAGAACCUGCACCGUGCUCAGUCCCAAAGAUGGGCUUUGGAGAAGUAGAGCCUGCUUCCUGCUGCGCCCCUUCAUCUGUCAGUACUGAGACUGCCCGGCGGCCCUGCCAUGGCUCCCCAGUACCCAGGAACCCGCAGUGGCCCAUGUCACUAUCCCAUUAAAGUGCCCCAUGAACUGC